Messenger RNA from Rubroshorea leprosula, 2215 nucleotides. Lineage: Eukaryota; Viridiplantae; Streptophyta; Magnoliopsida; Malvales; Dipterocarpaceae. The record is from the annotation of a GenBank genome assembly.
UGCCUCUUCAUCCAUUUAUAUGAUAUUCAAAAUUAACCCCAUCAACUUUUCUACUCUUCCAUGGAGGCCCCUUUGUCUCCUCCUCCCCAGUCACCGGAAAUCAGAACGGUAACGGUAGACGAGUGCGCCACAGAACGCAAGGAAGACUCAGAUCCAACGGUCGAAAAUCAUCAUCCAUCUCCGAGGGUUAUCACCUACCGAAAGAUGAAGAAGAAGAAAAGAGUGAGUAGAGAUAAAGAUGCAGAAGUUAGAGGCUCCUCUUCAAUUGCAUUGCCUUCAUCCGCUUCUUCUUCUGCACAACAAGGUACGGGCUUUUUAUUGAAACGCCGAAACCCUAGGUGCCGUUUCAGUCUGGCUCGGCGUGGCGAAGGUGGUGAAUUGGAGGACAUUGCGCUUUCUCUGGGAAUGUCCUUCGCUGCAGUUGUUUCACAGGUUCUGGAAAGGCAAGAUGAAUCAAGUGAAAGGAUGUCUGCUGAUUGUCUCUCCACGAUCUGCACUGCAGCUGUUAGAGAAUCUCUAGCCAAUGUUUUCAGUGACAAGUCUGAUCAUUUUGUUAGGAACUUUGAGAAAUCAUUUGGGAGCACAUUGAGGACUCUUAGAUUGAUUAAUGAAUCAUCUGUUCACAAGGAAAACUGUUUCUCAGCCAACCAAAAUGUAGAAGGUUCUAAUUUAAAUGGAGAUUGUACAAGCAAUUCUGAUGUAAAUGAUUUUUGCUCAGAAACAGACUUACCAUCCAUUGCAACUCAUAACCAAUUGAAUACACGUGAAGAGGUAGAAGAGAAUGUACCAACUAAUUCAGUGGAUCAGGGAAUUUCUGUUCAUGGACAAAUAAACCAACUAGCUUGUGUGACUUUAAAUGGAGAUUGUACAAGCAAUUCUGAUGUAAAUGAUAUUCACUCAGAAACAGACUUGCCAUCCAUUGCAACUCAUAACAGAUUGAACACUCACGAAGAGGUAGAAGGGAAUGUACGAACUAAUUCGGUGGAUCAGGGAACUCCUCCGCAUGGACAAGUAAACCAACUAGCUUGUGUCACGUCAAGCAUGGGUUCUUCAAUAAACCAGUCAAUGCUCAGCACAUUUGAGAAGUCCUUUAUGGAGCAAGUUCGGUCCAAUGACCUUAAAGUACUGGAGCUUUGCCUUACCAAGAGAAAGUUGGAGCUAAAAGAGGAACAGCUAGCUCUAAACGUCGAUUCAAAUCAUCUGGAGAGAUCAAAAUUAACAAUGGGUAUAAAAAAGGCAUCCUUUAAAGCUGAAAAAUUCAAAAAUGAACUAGAAGACAUAAGACAUGCUGAACUGCUAAAGAAGUGCAUUGACUGUCUUGUAGCUGGUUUGUUCAUCAUGUCAGUCUCACUUUCAUAUGGUGCUUAUGUUUUUUCAUAUGAGAGGAUCACUGAAGCAACAGCAGUAUGUACUCCUUCACUUGAGGAGUCCAAGGCCUGGUGGAUGCCAAAGCCCGUUGUAUCUUUCAAUUCAGGGCUGCAUUCUCUUAAGUGUCAAGUUCAAGUUGUUAGCCGAAUGUUGUUUGGUGUCCUGAUGAUUCUCACAAUUGCUUACUUGCUUCUUCAGCGCUCAGUAACUAUAAAACACACAAUGCCUAUCACUUUUAUACUCCUGCUAUUAGGAAUUGCUUGUGGUUUGGCUGGAAAGUUCUGUGUAGACACAUUGGGAGGGAGUGGAUAUCAUUGGCUCUUCUAUUGGGAGAUUCUCUGCCUGCUUCAUUUCUUCUCAAAUGUUUGGACUUCAGCAUUUUUCUUCAUCCUCCAUGGACCUGUGAACGUGUCUCAAGGGAUAAAAAGCAGCACAAUUCUUCCGUACUGGAUCCGAAGACUUUUAUUCUAUUCUAGCAUGCUUUUAUUUCUGCCAUUAUUGUGUGGUCUUAUGCCUUUUGCAAGCCCAGGUGAGUGGAAAGAUCACUUCAAGCAGGUGGUCUAUGAAUUGCUGUCGAAUACCGGUGACUGAAUGUGGAAUGCAAAUAAGGUUAUGCAAAUCUGCACCUGGUCUUUGUUGACAUUCCAAGUUAGCCUGUACUCUUGGCCAAGUGCCUGGCCUUUUUGGCCUUCAGCAAGCUGCCUGGUGGAGAGGCAUGUAUCUUGUCUUGUAUCUUAUUGACAAGUUAUUGUGAUUUUGGCAGAACAUGUAAAUUAAAAAAAUUCAUAAUGUUUUACUUGAAGUGAGUAAGGGUUUUGUUUUUCAUUUAUAAAAGAAAUUAGCAAUG